AUGAUUGUAGUAGUUCUUGGUGAUACAGAUGCGGGAGUUGUAGUGUUGAUAUUCAUAUCGAGUGUUUUUUAUCAGCGUCUGAUGCGUCAACGUCUAGAGGUUGUCCUCCGUAUUCUAUGGUCCAGUUGCUUUGAAUCUUUGGUACCCUUCUUUGCCUGCAUAUAUCCUUCGUAUUUGUGUUCUCGUGAUGCUGAUUCUUCCAAUACGUAUCCUGUUCCUUAUACUCGUGGUACUGAUUCUUUCAAUACUCAUCCUGCUCCUCUUAUGGUGCAUAUGCUUCGGAUAAUCCUGGCGACCUUGACCUCCAAUUUAGCACAAGAUCUAUCUAAUCCCUUUUAUCUUCAUCCUAAUGAAAAUUUUGUUGUUGUACUUACUUCUCCCGUUCUUGAUGGUCCCAAUUAUCAUACCUGGGCACAAUCUAUGAAGAUGGUAUUAUUAUCUAAAAACAAGUUGAAGUUUAUCGAUGGCUCCAUUAAAGCUCCUCCAACCAUCGAUUCUUUGUUCUCUACCUGGGAAAGAUGCAAUACUAUGGUACUUUCUUGGCUCACUCAUUCUCUUUCAUCAUCCAUUAAUAGUAGCAUUUUAUGGAUUGAUAAAGCUUAUGAUGUAUGGGAUGAUCUUCAAAAACGGUUUUCACAAGAAGAUAUUUUUAGGAUCUCAGAUUUGCAAGAAGAUAUUUAUAGCUUUAAACAAGGGAAUCGAAGUGUUACUAAUUACUUUACCGAAUUAAAGAUUCUUUGGGAUGAGUUGAAAAACUUAAGGCCACUUCCUACAUGUACUUGUGCAACACCUUGCUCUUGUGCGGUAGUGACUACUUUCAAGAAUUAUCAGAACAGUGAUUAUAUCAUUCGAUUUCUCAAAGGUCGUAGUGAUCAAUUUUUUGUUGUUAGAUCUCAAAUCAUGCUCAUGGAUCCACUUCCUUCAAUCAACAAAUUCUUUUCUUUAGUUUUGCAACAAGAAAGGCAGAUGAGUUUGGAAGUUGCCAGAGUGUUUGUUCAUAAAGCUGCCAAAGAGAAUUCUCCAGCUAACAAAUCACAAAACACUUGGAAGUUUAAUUCAUCAAGGUCACAGAACAAUGGAUAUAAUCGGUUUUGCACAUUCUAUGGCAAACUGAGACAUAUUGUUGAAACUUGCUAUAAGAAGCAUGGUUUUCCACCUAGUUAUAAGUCCAAAAGUCAUAAUCCCACUGCUCAUAAUGUAAUUGCAGAAGAGAAUAUCACAUAUCUUCCUAUGCAAUCUGAUGUUUCUGUCAAGAAUCAAGAAGGUUCUGGUGUUUCUUUGACUCAAGAUCAAUAUCACCAAUUGCUUGCUUUGCUCUAG
This is a messenger RNA of Pistacia vera, 1320 nucleotides long. RefSeq lists its product as uncharacterized. The transcript has 2 exons. Bases 1 to 1320 code for a protein of 439 amino acids. Lineage: Eukaryota; Viridiplantae; Streptophyta; Magnoliopsida; Sapindales; Anacardiaceae. The record is from RefSeq and is a predicted model, not a curated record.